AUGCCGAAGGACCUGGAUACCAUUACCCGUGGCGACGUGGAGUUCCGCAGUACUUCUACAGGCAUAUUGUGUAUGCAAUGGUUCAACCAAUAUCCCCUUCCCGUGCUGUCUACAGUGCACACUUCUGAACUGGUCACAGAAAAGUCCCGGUUUGGUAUAGAGUGCACCAAACCCAGGGCGGUGUCUGGGUAUCAUGCAGCGGUGCGAGGAACACGUCAGCUAGCUCUGUCUUUCCCGGAAGUCCAGGAUUCUGUCGUGUGGUACAAGAAGGUGAUCUUCGACCUUCUCAACAUGGCAGUUGUGAACGCCUGCGUGCACAAAGCCGUCGGAGGGGGUCUGAUUCUCUUCGAGUUCAAGGGGGGGCUCAUCCGCCAGCUCAUCCCGAAGUCCGCCAGCACGAGGAUUAAAUUGUCCCGGAUGGUCUCCAAGGAGUUACGCCUUCAGGGAGCGACCACCCACAACCAGUAG
This is a messenger RNA of Penaeus monodon (black tiger shrimp), 468 nucleotides long. RefSeq lists its product as uncharacterized. The record is from RefSeq and is a predicted model, not a curated record. The transcript has a single exon. Lineage: Eukaryota; Metazoa; Arthropoda; Malacostraca; Decapoda; Penaeidae. Bases 1 to 468 code for a protein of 155 amino acids.